Rosa chinensis is the source of this 615-nucleotide messenger RNA. RefSeq lists its product as uncharacterized. The transcript is spliced from 2 exons. The record is from RefSeq and is a predicted model, not a curated record. Lineage: Eukaryota; Viridiplantae; Streptophyta; Magnoliopsida; Rosales; Rosaceae. Bases 1 to 438 code for a protein of 145 amino acids.
AUGGACAAAUUUAGCAGAAGAACUGCACUUCUCCUCUUCUGGUUCAUCAUCGUCUCACUACAGAUUCCGAAAACAAUUGGAGAAGAAGGACAACAGAAUGAGGAGCAGCAAACCUAUUAUACAAAGACACUGUCUGUGCUGCAAGACACAGUCUCUAUGCUGCAAAAGUCUCAUCAAUCUGCCUGGGAUAAGAUGAAAACCGUCAUAUCAGAUAUGCAGAUGCAGUUUAUGCCUCCAUCUUUAGAGGGGCAGGAUAAAAAGGACGAAACUGAGGGUGAAGGCAUGGGAGAUAAGAUGAAGGACGCAGCUCAGAAGAGCUUCGAAACAAGCAAACAUACAGUAGAGGAAUCAGCUAAAUCAGCUGCUGAUGCUGUGCACAAGACAGCAGAGAAGGUAAAGGAAGCUGUUACCAGUGAUGAGUCUGCUGCAGAGCUUUAAUUAUUUUAGUGCUGAAUUAGUUAAGGGUAAGGCUUCGGCUUUAAGAGCUUUUUCAUUGUAACAUCAUAACUUCUCUUAGAAAUGGAUGGAUUCGCUACUUAAUCAAUAAGCAAUCAAUGAUAACUGAUGGGAAGCUAUUGAUGGAUGAAUAAUAAGCAGAAAAGGGCUGUUCUUUUU